Messenger RNA from Mya arenaria, 612 nucleotides. RefSeq lists its product as uncharacterized. NCBI's taxonomy places the organism in Eukaryota, Metazoa, Mollusca, Bivalvia, Myida, Myidae. The record is from RefSeq and is a predicted model, not a curated record. Bases 1 to 612 code for a protein of 203 amino acids. The transcript has 2 exons.
AUGGAGCGGAAAUCUGGGGUUGUAGUUACGCCCCUGAAAUCGAACGAGCUCAAAAACAACACACCGAUACUACUUGAGAACUACACACUGAUACUUCUUGAGAACUACACACCGAUACUAAUUGAAGACUACACACCGAUACUUCUUGAGAACUACACACCGAUACUACUUGAGAACUACACACCGAUACUACUUGAGAACAACACACCGAUACUUCUUGAGAACUACACACCGAUACUUCUUGAGAACUACACACCGAUACUACUUCAGAACAACACACCGAUACUACUUGAGAACAACACACCGAUACAAUUUGAGAACUACACAUCGAUAUUACUUCAGAACAACACACCGAUACUACUUGAGAACUACACACCGAAACAACUUGAGAACUACACACCGAAACAACUUGAGAACUACUCACCGAUACUACUUGUGAACUACACACCGAUACUACUUGAGAACUACACACCGAAACAACUUGAGAACUACACACCGAAACAACUUGAGAACUACUCACCGAUACUACUUGUGAACUACACACCGAUAUUACUUGAGAACUACACACCGAUACUACUUGAGAACAACGCACCGAUAAUAACAAUUUAUUGA